Molecule: messenger RNA, 510 nt
Organism: Cinara cedri
Lineage: Eukaryota; Metazoa; Arthropoda; Insecta; Hemiptera; Aphididae
Source: the annotation of a GenBank genome assembly
AUGCCAAAGGCAAAAUCUUCAUUAUCAAGAAGAACUUCAGAUUAUAGAAGAGUUCAAAAUACGAGGCUACCAGAGACUGCUGAACAACGACAGAAUCGAUUAUCGAAAACGGCUCGGCGUAAUUCAACCGUUCGUGCGCUAGAGGAUUCUGUUCAGACCGAACUUCGAUUAUUACAGGAAAGUGUACAGAUAGGAGACAGGAUAACCCGUGAGUUAACGGUUCAACGAUCAACGCGUCUUGAACCACAGCGUAAUAAUGUGAUCGAAGCUACAAUUCUUACGGGUCCAGCCGUCGCGGAGUUUGCUUUUAUUCCAAGAAUUCCUUCGAUUUCUUCAGACUUGACGAUUGAGUUAAAAAGAGUGCAAUUUCCAGUUAGAGUUUCUUUCGCAGUCACCAUCAAUAAGUCGCAUGGGCAGACAUUUACAUGUGUGGGAGUUGAUCUACGCGAAAAUUGUUUUUCGCGUGGUCAGCCAUACGUAGCUCUCUCCAGAAUCGGAAAUAAAUUGUGA